AUGUGGGGGUGGCUCUGGCCCCUCCUCCUGAGCUUCCUUGCAGCAACUGCAGUCCCUGGACCUUCGCUGCGGAGACCAUCCAGAGAACUAGAUGCCACCCCUCGGAUGACCAUUCCCUAUGAAGAGCUCUCUGGGACCAGGCACUUCAAGGGCCAAGCCCAGAACUACUCAACACUGCUGCUGGAGGAGGCUUCGGCAAGGCUGCUGGUGGGAGCCCGAGGCGCCCUGUUCUCUCUCAGUGCCCAUGACAUAGGAAAUGGGGCUCACAAAGAGAUCCGCUGGGAGGCCUCCCCAGAGAUGCAAAGCAAAUGUCAUCAAAAAGGGAAAAACAACCAGACAGAGUGCUUCAACCAUGUGCGGUUCCUACAGCGGCUCAAUGCCACUCACCUCUAUGCCUGUGGGACUCAUGCCUUCCAGCCCCUCUGUGCAGCCAUUGAUGCUGAGGACUUCGUCUUGCCAACCAGCUUUGAGGAGGGGAAGGAGAAGUGCCCUUAUGACCCAGCCCGCGGCUUCACAGGCCUCAUCAUUGAUGGAGGCCUCUACACAGCCACACGGUAUGAAUUCCGAAGCAUUCCUGACAUCCGCCGGAGCCGCCACCCACACUCUCUGAGAACUGAGGAGGCGCCAAUGCACUGGCUUAAUGAUGCUGAGUUUGUGUUCUCCGUCCUGGUGCGGGAGAGCAAGGCCAGUGCAGAGGGUGAUGAUGACAAGGUUUACUACUUCUUCACGGAGCGUGCUGCUGAGGAGGGCUCCAGCAGCUUCGCUCAGAGUCGCAGCAGCCAUCGUGUGGCCCGAGUGGCCCGUGUAUGCAAGGGAGACCUGGGAGGGAAGAAGAUCUUGCAGAAGAAGUGGACAUCCUUCUUGAAGGCUCGUCUCAUCUGUCAUAUUCCACAGUAUGAGACACUGCGUGGGGUCUGCAGCCUGGAUGCCGACACUUCAGCCCGCACACACUUCUAUGCGACCUUCACGCUGACCACACAGUGGAAGACCCUGGAGGCCUCAGCUAUCUGCCGCUAUGACCUGGCUGAGAUACAGGCUGUCUUCGCAGGCCCCUACAUGGAGUACCAGGACAGUACCCGGCGCUGGGGCCGCUACGAGGGUGGGGUGCCUGAGCCCAGGCCUGGCUCGUGCAUCACAGACUCAUUGCGCAGCCAAGGCUACAAUUCCUCUCGAGAUUUGCCGUCCAUGGUCCUGGACUUUGUGAAGUUACACCCACUGAUGGCUCGGCCUGUGGUGCCCACCCGUGGACGGCCCCUGCUGCUCAAGCGCAACGUACGCUAUACACACCUCACAGGGACACCUGUCACCACGCCUGAUGGACCCAUCUAUGAUCUGCUCUUUCUCGGCACAGCUGAUGGCUGGAUCCACAAGGCCGUGGUCCUAGGCUCUGGGAUGCACAUUAUUGAAGAGACACAAGUGUUCAGGGAGCCCCACUCUGUGGAGAAUCUAGUCAUCUCUCCAACGCAGCACAGCCUCUACGUGGGGGCUCCUAGUGGUGUCAUCCAGCUACCAUUGUCCAGCUGCUCCCGCUACCGAUCCUGCUAUGACUGCAUCCUGGCCCGGGACCCCUACUGUGGCUGGGACCCCAGCACCCAAGCCUGCAUGGCAACCACCACCAUAGCCAACAGGACAGCACUGAUACAGGACAUAGAGAGAGGAAAUCGAGGCUGUGAGAACAGCAGGGAUACAGGGCCACCACUACCACUGAAGACUCGCUCUGUGCUCCGGGGCGAUGAUGUCCUCCUGCCCUGUGAUCAGCCAUCCAACCUGGCCCGGGCCCUGUGGCUACUCAAUGGGAGCAUGGGCCUGAGUGAUGGGCAGGAUGGCUAUCGUGUGGGCGUGGAUGGGCUGCUGGUGACAGACACACAGUCAAAGCACAGUGGCAACUAUGGCUGCUAUGCUGAGGAGAAUGGCCUCCGCACCCUGCUGGCAUCCUACAGCCUCACAGUCCGGUCGGACACUCCUGCCCCAGCUCCACAAGCCCCUGCCACAGCUGGGGCACAGCUGGCACCCAGUGUGAGGCUGUUCUAUGUGCUAGCCAUUGCUGCACUUGGUGGCCUCUGCCUCAUCCUGGCCUUCUCCCUCCUUUAUGUGGCCUGUCUGCGGGGAGGUAGACGAGGGCACCGACGAAAAUAUUCACUGGGUCGGGCCGGCCAGGCAGGGGGAUCUGCUGUGCAGCUGCAGACAGUUUCAGGCCAGUGUCCCGGAGAGGACGAUGAGGGUGAUGAUGGGGAAGGGCCUGGGGGCCUGGAGGGCAGCAGCCUCCAGAUCAUCCCCGGGGAGGGAGCCCCAGCCCCCCCGCCCCCCCCACCACCACCGCCACCGGCAGAGUUGACCAAUGGGCUGGUGGCACUGCCCAGCCGGCUGCGAAGGAUGAAUGGCAACAGCUACGUGCUCCUGAGGCAGAGCAACAAUGGAGUGCCAGCAGGGCCCUGCUCCUUCACUGAGGAACUCAGCCGCAUCCUGGAGAAGAGGAAGCACACGCAGCUUGUAGAGCAGCUAGAUGAGAGCUCUGUCUGAGCCCAGCCUCCCAGGACAAAUGCUCUUCUUCCAAGCCAGCCUGUCUGCCCCGUAGGGCCUCUGCCUCCCCAACACAGCCACCCUGCCUUCACACAUGCCCACUCCCCAUGCCCUUCUCCCAACUUUUUGAUGUCCCUGUAGGGCUGGUCAGAGUCAGGCCCAGCCAAAGCCCCCUCCUCAGUCUCCACAGACCCACAUGUGAGCAGCCCAGGCCUGCUGGUGCUCCUCAGAGCAGGGCUCUGCAGGUCCAGAUGGCCUCAACGUCACCACAUUCUGCAUGGCCCUGUGUAGAUGGUUCUGAAGCCAGACAAGACUCUGCCAGCCAUCUGAGCCCUGUGUACACUCACAUGAGCACAUGGAAGAAUGUUUAUCAGCUGGGCUGCAGCGCCCCCGCCCCCAUCUUAUCCUGGUGCAUUCUUGUGUUUUAUCCCUUCUCCUGGACUUGGGGGUGCCUUCCUAAUUGCCACAUCCCUAUCUAGUCCACUUCCCCAGACCCAGCUCCAUGUGGUGACCUCUUUGGCAAGAGCUUGGGAACAGGGCAGCCUGGGGAGGUAAGGCUACAUCAUUCCCCUCUUCUUCUUGUGCAGCCCUUGUGAGUCAGCCUCCCCUCUCCCUUUGGUCACUUUCAAGAGUAACAGAGCUCGAGGCAUGUCCUUUCCCAUGCACAUGUAGUAACACACACCUGUAUCACCCAUGUGCUUACAUUUCCACUCAUAUCACCUUCUGAGCCUCCCCUUGCUGCCUCAGACACGUUAGGUGUGGUUUGUGGACAUUUCAGAGGGAGACUCCCCUCCCAUUCAGCUGUCCUCAUGGACCCUUCCCUAGGACAGGUGACCAACACUGCACUCAAUGAGCCAGCCUCCCUUUUGGGGACCAAGCAUUUGCUUCCCCUAGACCAGAACAGGGGAAGGGAGAUCUGAUGUAUCAACUGGCACAUGAAGCCCGUUCUUGGAACUAUGCAAAGGGCAGAAGCUGGGAGUUUGAAUGCUUGGCUCCCACCCCUGUCCUACCUCACCGGGGCACUUUCAGGGUUCAGGGGCCUAUCAAGUCUCUAGGCCCAUAGGGACAAUCAAUCCUGAGUUCCCCGUUCCCCUUGGGUGAGGAUGACUGUUAUUUUUGUAGCUGAGAACGUGGAAUCCCACAGGUUUUUACUGCCCUUCACCCAACCUCUCCAACCUCCACCCCACAAUGAAUGUAUUUAUUGUGAGAAUGGCUACAAUUCUUUAGGAAUGCUCCCACUCACCAACCAGGUGGGCGGAACAGGCACAUGACAGAGUGGGGAGUCUGGGCGCAGCUCCUCCCCCUGUAAGUUAAU
Messenger RNA from Cynocephalus volans (Philippine flying lemur), 3835 nucleotides. RefSeq names its product semaphorin 4G (gene SEMA4G). Lineage: Eukaryota; Metazoa; Chordata; Mammalia; Dermoptera; Cynocephalidae. The transcript is spliced from 15 exons. Gene Ontology annotation, molecular function: chemorepellent activity; semaphorin receptor binding. The record is from RefSeq and is a predicted model, not a curated record. Gene Ontology annotation, cellular component: plasma membrane. Bases 1 to 2520 code for a protein of 839 amino acids. Gene Ontology annotation, biological process: negative chemotaxis; neural crest cell migration; positive regulation of cell migration.